AUGGAGCCAAAUAUCAGAAUGUGUGCACAUGAAGGGAAAAGUUUAGAAGAUGCAACUUUGCAUCAACAAUUGAUAGGCAGUCUCAUCUACUUAACCUUAACUCGACCUGAUAUUUCUUAUGCAGUCAGUGUGAUAAGUCGGUAUAUACAAAAUCCAAAGAAGCCUCAUUUGGAAGCAGCUCGACGAAUAUUAAGAUAUGUAAAGAGCACAACUGAUUAUGGCCUUUUGUACAAAAGAAAUGAAGACUGCAAGUUAGUUGGCUACUGCGAUGCUGACUAUGCAGGAGAUUGUGACACAAGAAGAUCAACAACUGGUUAUGUAUUCAAGCUUGGUUCUGGAACAAUCUCGUGGUGCAGCAAGAGACAACCAACUGUAUCAUUGUCAACUACUGAAGCUGAGUAUUGA
This is a messenger RNA of Zingiber officinale, 405 nucleotides long. Its product is annotated as secreted RxLR effector protein 161-like. The transcript has a single exon. Bases 1 to 405 code for a protein of 134 amino acids. NCBI's taxonomy places the organism in Eukaryota, Viridiplantae, Streptophyta, Magnoliopsida, Zingiberales, Zingiberaceae. The record is from RefSeq and is a predicted model, not a curated record.